CAAUCUACCCCUUAUCCUUUCUGCUUCGCGUUUUUCCAAUCCGUUCCUCUUUCCCAAUCUCUCUCUCUCUGGUGCAAAAUGGCUUCGACAUUACCCACUGUCACCCUCCAUUCACCGUCCUAUGCUACACCCUCAUCCACCCCUUGUCCUAAGCACCCCUCAGUCUCUUUUCCGACGCAAACUAACCAGUUCCAGCUCCAAACCCCGAAACCCCUCAACCGUCGCGCCGUCCAUCUCCGCCCUCUCGCUGCUGUCGACGCCCCCGAGAAAAUCGUCCAAAUCGGCGACGAAAUCUCCAAUCUAACCCUCGCAGACGCCCAAAAGCUCGUUGAGUACCUCCAAGACAAGCUCGGCGUCUCCGCCGCAUCCUUUGCACCAGUCGCAGCCAUCGCAGCCCCCGGAGCCGCCGAAGCUCCCGCCGCAGUCGAGGAGAAGACGGAAUUCGAUGUAGUUAUCGAGGACGUGCCGAGCAAUGCCCGUAUCGCGACGAUCAAAGCCGUUAGGGCUUUGACGAGCUUGGCUUUGAAAGAGGCCAAAGAAUUGAUUGAGGGAUUACCGAAGAAGUUUAAGGAGGGAGUGUCGAAAGACGAGGCGGAGGAGGCGAAGAAACAGCUCGAAGCAGCUGGAGCGAAAAUCGCCAUUGUGUAGAUUUGAUUUGAAUUAUGGUAAAUUGUCCUUAAUUUGGUGUACUUUAUGAGAAAAUUACCAACAAUGGGGUGUUCCUUUACUUUUGAGAAAAUUCACAUUUUUCAUGUGCUUCUUGUCGCAUUUUAUGCCAACAAACAGCAAUGGCACUUGUAUUAGAUGAUAUGGAUUUGUCUUGGAGGUGUUUCUAUUCAACUUCUUUUUAACUUGUACCUCAGAUGUAGCCUAGAGGUCUAGAAAUUUAGCCUGUGGCCAUUGAGAAGC
This is a messenger RNA of Ilex paraguariensis (yerba mate), 909 nucleotides long. The record is from the annotation of a GenBank genome assembly. Lineage: Eukaryota; Viridiplantae; Streptophyta; Magnoliopsida; Aquifoliales; Aquifoliaceae.